AUGGCGUCCGUACGAGAGAAGGCCGCGGCGCUCAGGCUGGAGCAAAAGCUGUGUGUGCGUCCUCAAGCUCAUGGAAUGGUUAUGAAGCCAGCUGAGUCCACUUCCAUGUGGAGUAACCUCGUAUCCUAUCUCAAGUCGUCAGUGAAAGUUAAGCAUCGACGAGUCCACUUAAAGUCCCACAGCGACUGUUUCCUUGGCUCUGAAGCUGUGGAUGUGUUGGCAGACUACAUUUCCCAAAUCAAGAGCCUUGAAGCCGCCACCGUGUCACGGGACAGAGUAAUGUGUGUGUGCCAGGCCCUGUUGGACUGCAAGGUGUUUGAAGCAGUAGGAACCCAUGUGUUUGGGAAAGAUAAGAAACGGGAUGUGUUUAAGGACAGCAAGAGUGCCCUCUACAGGUUUUCAAACACGCAUACUCCGUCAGUUGAUCAGCUGGAGAAAGGUGUGCUAAGCCAGGGGAUCCAGAAAUUCUUCUGCAGCCUUCCAUCAGACAGGAAAGAAGAGCAGGAAUGUCCCCAUGGUGCACCUGUUCAGCCAUUCAACUCAGUCAGAUCCAACCAGACUUGUCCUCCAGUGAAAGUCAACCAACCGGAGCCGGCCAUUAAAGUUGAACAGUUAUUGGAAACAGGCAUAGAGAAUUUGAGUCAGAGUCCCAGUACGGCACAAGCAGUCUCUGUGUUACCACAGUCAUCGAUAGAUGAAAUAUGGCGGGAGCAGACAGUGCUCAAGCUGCUAAGGCUGGUUGAGCUCCCACUGCUGGAGGGAGUUCUUCAGUGCAACCAGUGCCCUUGCUCUCAUUCCCCUCAACCACACCUGUCAGUACAAAGCAACCCCCACCUCAUCUAUAGCAGCAAUUGCCUUGACAGACAAGUCCUCAAGACCUUCAGGGACUCGCAGGAUGAUGCGUGGCUCUGUGCGGCUCUAGACUGUUUGGACUUCCUUUCCGAUCAGCCAGUUGUGGAGCUAAGUAGAGAGAUGUCCAAGUGUUCAGAUGGUUUGACCCAGUGUAAGCUGCUGUUAUAUGGGACCCUAAACAAACACUACAACCACGCAGGCAGACCUCCAUUGCUGCCCCAACACAUGACCGAUGUCUACACAGCCAUCACUGAUCUGUUGGUGAAUGCAAAAUGGGACAAAGCUCUUGAGGCUCUGCAACUAUGUCUGAAGCUGCUGAGAAAAAGCUCAAGAGAAGAGCUGCGCAGGCUUCUGACUUUCAUGGAUCUUGCUGCUGACCCGCAUGAGAUAAAACUAGAUAAAGAGAUGGAGAACAGAUUAGUACUGAAAAGGUCAUUCUGCAGGGCUAUCCUCCCCAGCAGGGCUCUCUCUAAGGAAAGAGAAGACUUGAUGAUGGUUUUCAUGCUCAGCAACCUACAGGAAAUUUUCAAGAUACCAGGGGCUCUACACAAAGUGGUGAGUGACAAGUUGGCCAGCAUUGCACAGGGGAAGCAACCAGAUGUUACAGGCUCUUCAUUCCAUCAGCAGGUCUCAAACAGAAUUUAUGCUGACUCUAUGAAGAAGACCACCAAUAAGGAACUGUGGCUGCUGCUAGAUAACAUCCACCUUGACUCCAAGAUCUCGGGCAAGGAAAAGAGGCGUCUCCUGGGACAAUUUUACAAAGCUCACACAGAGAUCUUUCUUCAGUAUUUUGGCGGCUCUGCACUCGACGUACUCUAG
This is a messenger RNA of Lampris incognitus (smalleye Pacific opah), 1671 nucleotides long. Its product is annotated as DEP domain-containing protein 7-like. The record is from RefSeq and is a predicted model, not a curated record. Gene Ontology annotation, biological process: intracellular signal transduction. The transcript has 12 exons. Bases 1 to 1671 code for a protein of 556 amino acids. NCBI's taxonomy places the organism in Eukaryota, Metazoa, Chordata, Actinopteri, Lampriformes, Lampridae.